Molecule: messenger RNA, 1144 nt
Organism: Hevea brasiliensis (rubber tree)
Lineage: Eukaryota; Viridiplantae; Streptophyta; Magnoliopsida; Malpighiales; Euphorbiaceae
Exons: 3
Coding region: 54-797 (247 amino acids)
Biological process (GO): translation
Cellular component (GO): cytosolic large ribosomal subunit; ribosome
Molecular function (GO): structural constituent of ribosome; 5S rRNA binding
Source: RefSeq, a predicted model, not a curated record
ACUCAAAAACCCUUUUUAACAAUUAGCAACCAUUCCACGCUCCUAGAGACGCCAUGGCCAUAUGGUGGCGCGGUCUCAGAACGGCGGUUCAGUCUACAUCACCACCAGCGCAACGACCACAGUCAUUAUACUCGCUGUCUUCUCUUUACCAUACGAUCCAAGCCAUCCCUCGCGAGUACACGGGGAGCCGAGUCUCGGCUCGUGAUAGAGCUCAAGGUAGAAUUCCAGCAGUGGUUUUCUCCCAGAACCUGUUCGAUAAAAAUCCCAGCUCAUCAUCAAUCUCAAGAAAGCAGCUGUUGACCACUGAGAGGAAGCAGAUUCACUCUAUUCUCAAGUCCGUAGAACUUCCCUUCUUUUGCUCCACCACCUUCCAGCUCCAGAUCCGCCCCGGGUCCGGGUCAUCGGUCCUCCUUGAUUCCAGAAGAGUUCUACCCAUCAAGAUACAUAGGGAUGAAGAGACCGGAAGUAUACUGAAUUUGGUGUUUGUUUGGGCCGAGGAGGGAACGGAGUUGAAAGUUGAUGUCCCAGUUAUUUUCAAAGGAGAAGAGGAUUGUCCUGGUAUCAAGAAGGGGGGCCAUUUCAAGAGGAUAAGAAAUUCUCUGAAAUUUCUUUGUCCAGCUGAACACAUUCCCACAAAAAUUGAGGUGGACGUGAGCAAUAUAGAUAUUGGAGGGAGGGUCUUAAUGCGUGAUAUUGAGUUUCAUCCUUCAUUGAAGCUUCUGAGUAAGAUUGAGGAAUUGCCUAUUUGUAAGAUUGUGGCAACAAAAUUGGAAAACCCAGAACCGGUGCAAGUAUAGCCACCAGUAUGCAUGUGACAACCUUUGCAGAUUUAGUUUGUCUCGAAAGGUGAAGUGCUAAAAGGAUAAAUCCGUUACUUUUGCUAGGUUAUGGCCUGAUCUGAUGUUUUGGGAUUACCUAAAUCGGUCAAGGACAUUAAUCUUUAGAGAAUAAUUUGACAUGCAUGAACAUCAUUAACAAGUUGGAACUAUGCUUUGAGCCUCUCUUUGUCAGACAGUUUUAAGACAAGAAAAUUGGACACUGAAAUGAUCCAUGUAGUUAAUGUAACAUAAGAAAUUGAGAUGUCUGUUUACUUUAUGUGUCCAUUGAAUACAUAUGAAAAUUCAAUUCCUAUCUUUUUCUUUGA